AUGAUUGAUAGCUCUUGUCGAAAACGCUAUAAUGGAACAAAAGAAGCUAUAGAUGAAUUGUCAAAAAUUUUGAAUGAAAUGCCGUUAAAUAAAAAUAAUAAAAAUGAUGUACUUGGUCUUACAAAUGCAAGUUUAAUUAAGGAAAAGUAUCUGACAGGCGACAACUAUUCAAAAAGUAUUGAAUUAGUCGAUGGACUAAAAGCUCUAUCUAAGCACGCAUACGGUUUUGUUGUUGUUCUAAGCAAAGAUGGACGAAUUGUUGCUUUCAGUGACAAUGUUGAACAAUAUUUGUUAAAAGACGUGCGGACAUUGUAUAUACAAUGUGCUAACAUCUACGAAUGUCUUGAUGUUGUUGAUGGAGAAAAACUAAAUAAAAUAUUAUCGAUGUCGAACGAUUUCGAAAGCGAAAAAGAAUUACUGUGUACAUGGCGUCUACCAAAAGGGAAACGUCCUUCACGCAAACAUUUGAAAGAAAAGACAAUUCAUCGUUCGUUUCAUAAUAGUCCUGCAAUGCGUAAUGAGUAUAUUGCUUACGCUAACAAGGAGAAUACUAGUGCAAUGACGCUGCAAAAUACCAUAUCAAUGAAACGAUGUACUCGCACCACAAAUAUUACUCGUAGCACAAGCCCAAGACUAUCUCGACAAGAGUCAUCAGUUGCUAAAUUUAAUGGUGAUUCAAUGGUCUUUUUAUCAGCAGUAGAAAUUGACGAGUUUUUCAGGAAAAUCGAACAAACGUAA
This is a messenger RNA of Didymodactylos carnosus, 738 nucleotides long. The record is from the annotation of a GenBank genome assembly. Lineage: Eukaryota; Metazoa; Rotifera; Eurotatoria; Philodinida; Philodinidae.